AUGAAGGUCGUCGUCAUCGGCGCCGGCUUCGGCGGCCUCGGAUGCGCGCGCGCGCUGUCGAACCCGCCCAUGGCGGACGUGGACGUGACGAUCGUUGACGCGAAGGACGCGUUCACGAUCGGCGGCACGUGGGAGUACGCGUGGAGCGGCCGCGUCGCGGACGCGGACACGACGUGGAAGCUGGAGGACGCCAAGGCGAACUUCCCGGGCGUGACCUGGAAGCUCCGCACGAGAGUGGAGAAGCUCGUGCUGUACCCGUGGGACGACUCCAAGCUGCGUCACCUGCUCCUGAGCGACGGCGAGGAGCUGACGUUCGACGUCCUCGUGCUCUCGCCGGGCGUCGUCGGCGACGCCGCGGCGAUACCGGGGAUGUCCGACACGCUGGACGUGUACGCGCACGACUCGAUCGCGAAGCAGCGGCGUGACCUCGAGCGCAUGAUCGCCGCCGCGAAGGCGCGGCAGCGAGCGCACGACGCGGACGCGGACGCCGAUGAAGCGGGGGCGAAGAAGAAGAAGAAGAAGAAGGGAAAGCUCGCGAUCGCCAUCGGCGCGACGCCGUACAAGUGCCCCGUCGCGCCGUUCGAGGUCGCCUUCAUCGCGGACGACGCGUUCCGCGCCGCGGGGUGCCGCGACGAGAUCGACAUCGUCGUGACGUCGCCCGUGCCGUGGCCGCUGCCGGACCCGGCGAAGGAGAUCUUCACGCGGUUGAUGCUCGAGAAGGGCGUCGAGUACGUCCCCGAAAAGAAAAUCAAACGCGUGACCGACGACGGGCGGUGUCUCGAGUUCGACGACGACGAUCAGAUCGCCGCGGACGUCGUGUGGUCGGUGUACCCGCAGAUCGCGCCGCCGUUCAUCCACGCCGCGGGGCUCGCGGCGGGCGGGGGCAAAGGCCCGAUCGGGUUCGUCCCCGUGGACCCGAGGACGAACCUCAUCGGUCCCAUAUCGAGCGGCUGCGAACUCGCCAAGGAGGGGCUGCGAGACGUCUACUGCGUCGGCGACUGCGCGUCCGUCGUCGUCGGCGGUUUAAACCCGAAGCCGCAGCCGAAGGCGGGCGAGUUCGCGUGGCAGAUGGGUGAGAUGGUCGCGCACCGUAUCUUGAAGACGGAGGGGUACGCGCACUCGCGCGUGGGCGCGUGCAUCGCGGAGUGCGGCGGCGGCGGCGGCGUGCUCGUGAAACCGGAUUUCACGGAAGCCGUCGCGGACCCGGGACUCGGCGCGGUGCGCGUGAGCGUGGAGGAGAAGGCGGCGCCGGAGGGCGAGGACGCGAAGAUGGCGUGGGUGAACAAGUACGUCGAGUUGAUCUUCGGGGGGAAGGGGCGGGCGUUCGUGGCGGCGACGAAGGCGGCGUGA
This is a messenger RNA of Micromonas pusilla CCMP1545, 1350 nucleotides long. RefSeq lists its product as uncharacterized. Gene Ontology annotation, molecular function: oxidoreductase activity. Bases 1 to 1350 code for a protein of 449 amino acids. The record is from RefSeq and is a predicted model, not a curated record. The transcript has a single exon. Lineage: Eukaryota; Viridiplantae; Chlorophyta; Mamiellophyceae; Mamiellales; Mamiellaceae.